Molecule: messenger RNA, 500 nt
Organism: Phytophthora nicotianae INRA-310
Lineage: Eukaryota; Oomycota; Peronosporomycetes; Peronosporales; Peronosporaceae
Exons: 1
Coding region: 12-437 (141 amino acids)
Source: RefSeq, a predicted model, not a curated record
AAACGAGUGGCAUGAACAAGCGAUUUCUAAGAAGCUACGACAUGGACGAUUUGGACAAGGAGGGCGACGAGGAGAGGAUGAUUAACCCUUUCAGAAAUGCGAAGCCGAUCACGCCCCAAAAACUCGACGACCUCCUGGUGAAGGAAAAGAUAGAGUUCGAUGAAAAAAACAUCGAAACGCUCUUCAAUCAAGCGAAAGACGGGAAAAUCGACGGGUGGCUUGACGAUGCAGCACUAAAAAUACUGGACCCAACUCAGAAGCAGAACAUAGCGCUGAUGCGGGAGAAUUUCAAUCGUUUGAAAGGCAUGGGAGUCACUAUUCAAAAGGUGGAGAAACUCAAGGCUAACAAACGCUACACAGCCCUCAUCUAUCGCUACCAGAACAUGCUCAACUUGUACAUUAGUCACCUACAGGCUGUAGCCCGCAACGCCUCGUAGGCGAUACAUGUUUUCGGGUUAAGGGUCAUAAAUACACCCUCACUCUAGCCCAAAGGUGAGCAC